Molecule: messenger RNA, 796 nt
Organism: Papaver somniferum (opium poppy)
Lineage: Eukaryota; Viridiplantae; Streptophyta; Magnoliopsida; Ranunculales; Papaveraceae
Product: phosphatidylinositol N-acetylglucosaminyltransferase subunit P-like
Exons: 5
Coding region: 84-584 (166 amino acids)
Source: RefSeq, a predicted model, not a curated record
CAUUUUUUGCAUAUUGGAAGGGAAUUAGCAUGUGGCGUUCUAUUUGAUAAGUUUCUGGCGAGUGUUAAAAAGUUCUGGAAACAAUGAAGGAUCCUUCUUUUCUCAAUAGCCCGAGAAGGAUACUGAGUUUAUCAAAGGAGAGAGCCACUGUUUCCUUUACAGAUCCGGAUGACAAAGUCUCUGGAUUUCCUGUAUCUGAAGAACAUGGCACGAAGCCUUCAGAGGUAUAUGGCUUUGUGGGGUCUAUUUCGACCAUCAUGACUACAGUUAUAUACUUUGUAUGGGCCUACACUCCGGAACCUUGGCUGCGUUCUGUAGGGAUCACUUACUAUCCUAGCAGGUACUGGGCAUUGGCAUUGCCAUCUUAUGACAUGGUCAAUAUAGUAUUAGCAAUCACAUUUUACAUUGGUCUGAACUUCAUGGCUACAGCUCCUCCCACCUCGUUCAACACUAUUUAUGAUGAAUUCAGCAGAGAACAUUCUCUUUCUCAGGUUUCAAAGGAAGGAGAUGAGCAACCUAUUGAACCUAUAUCGGAUAUUGGGAUCCAUCAAGUUAACAGUCUCAUGUUUAAUUCUGCAAAUUGAUGAGGAGGAACUCUUUGACUUUAGUUGGAUUAAAAAGCCGAAUUACACGAGACAAAUGUCAAUCCUACACUGUUCUUGAAUUGUGUAGACAAAACUGUAAUUAUCUUCUUCUAGUUCUUCUGAUAACACAAAACCUUUGAAUUAUAGGCAGCAGGCAUGGAUGUACAUUAGAAUACUGAGAUGACAAUAUUUUUAUUUUAUGGAAUCAUGGA